AGAUCUCUGUCACCCACUGGCUAUAUUUUCUUUCGCUGCCACCCAACUCCCAGGAAACGUUUACGAGGGCUCUCCUGAAACCUCGCGGUCAGCACAAGCUGGGCUUGGGGGAGGGAGGGACGGGCAUUUUCCUUGGCACUCCCUCGGAGCAAGCUGGCCGUCUCCUUAGAGGUUUCUUCCCAGGCCAAAGGGGACCAGGGGGGCCGAGGCGGCGGUGGUGGUGGAAGAAGGCUCUCAGGCCUCGCCCCGCCCCACAACGGGGGGCUAGAGUUUCCCAGCCUGCUUUCCUGCCCUCCCGGCUCCUCUGCCCUGCUUUCCUGGUCAUUCUCCCCACCACUCAAUCCACAAAACGCCACAAAACUGUCAGCCGCCCCCCCCCCCCCCCCCAGGAAGUGUGGGCAGGUUCAUGGGUGGGUGGAAGCCAGGGCUUGUAAUCUCGCCCUGAGCCCCCAUUCCUUGCCCCAGCGGCUCCCGGGCCCUGGAUCAGGACACCCAGGGAAACGUCCGCGGGAAGAGCCGCUGGGGCGAUUCUUUGGCCCUGGUCGCUACGAGUGCGGCCGAGGGGAGGGGCGGCAGGAGAGGAGGAAGGGAGGGAAGAAGGAAGGGAAGGAGGAAAGGGAAGAAGGCAGGGAAGGAGGAAAGGGGGAGGGCGGGGGACAGGGGCACUGGCCGCUCUGCGCCCAGAGGCUGAGUAGCCGCCUCCGGGGUGGGACCAGAAGCGAACGGGAGAGUAAAGAGAAGGCGGAGAGAGGGACCGGGAGGGAGGUGUCGAAGCCUGCCGCCAGAGCAGCAGCAGCGGCAGCCUCGGGGUUCUGCCUGUCCCCGCCCAGGGGAGCCUCCAACUAACUCCGCCCGCCGUCGCAGCCGCCUCUGCCCCCGCCGCUUCUGCUGCUGCUGCUGCCGCCACCUCCGCUGCCGCGGGAGGGUCCAGUGUCCGUCCCGGGCUGGCGCCCCGCUGGGGCCGGGCCGUCCAGGUGAUCCAGUUCUUUCCAGUCGUUAAUCAAGUAUUAACUACCUGACAACACAGGAACAAGUGGCAGGUGGAAGGCAACAGGAGGAGGUCCCGAAUGAUGAAUGACGUUGGUUUGUAUGAGAUCCCUCACAGCCUCUGUUAUUGUGGAUUGAGAAGUCACCUGCCCGUCUAAACGGAACGCCGAGCCAAAGCUUCCGAGGGAGUUCCAGCCCCAGGACUACCUCUGCUUCUGCUUCCUGACUGGAAAAAAGUCCCGCGUACCCUCGCCACGAAGGGUCUCUUCCAGCAGCUUUUUUUGCAGCUCAGGAUAGAGACAAGCCAGCAUCGUCUGCCUUCCUGAGCUCCCGCGUCACCUCCCGAGACAGAUGGUUGGUCCAGCGCCGUGGGGGAUGCCUGCAGAGCACACGAUAAUGAAGUCGUGAAUUGCUCCAGCCACUGCUGCCUAAUUGCUGGGAUCACACCCCGUAGAGCUGCUCUGCCCUUUCUCCACUGCUCUCCUCGGGCCGGGAACAGCAGGGUGGACAUGGCUGGCCUCGUUAAUAACCUGCUAAUACUGUUCCUCGGUUUGCAGAGCAGCUGUUUGGCUUUCCGAAGCCCCCUGUCUGUCUUUAAGAGGUAUAAAGAAAGCACUCGAUCAUUUUCCAAUGAAUGCCUUGGUACUUCCAGACCGAUAAUCCCUAUUGACUCCUCGGAUUUUGCAUUGGACAUCCGCAUGCCUGGGGUUACUCCAAAGCAGUCUGAUACCUACCUCUGCAUGUCAUUACGUCUGCCAAUGGAUGAGGAAGCCUUCGUAAUUGAUUUCAAGCCACGUGCCAGCAUGGAUACUGUCCAUCAUAUGCUACUGUUUGGAUGUAAUAUGCCUUCUUCCACUGAAAGUUAUUGGGAUUGUGAUGAAGGAACCUGCUCAGACAAAGUUAAUAUUUUAUAUGCCUGGGCGAGGAAUGCGCCGCCCACCAGACUUCCUAAAGGUGUUGGAUUCAGAGUUGGAGGAGCAAUGGGAAGUAAAUAUUUUGUGCUACAAGUGCAUUAUGGAGAUAUCAGUGCUUUUAGAGAUAACCACAAAGAUUGUUCUGGUGUGACCUUGCACCUGACACGUCUACAGCAGCCUUUAAUUGCAGGCAUGUAUCUAAUGAUGUCUGUGGAUACUGUCAUACCACCAGGAGAAAAAGUGGUCAAUGCAGAUAUCUCAUGUCAUUACAAAAAGUAUCCAAUGCACCUCUUUGCUUAUAGAGUUCACACUCACCAUUUAGGUAAAGUAGUAAGUGGAUACAGAGUCAGAAAUGGACAAUGGACACUGAUAGGUCGACAAAGUCCUCAGUUGCCACAGGCUUUUUAUCCUGUGGAGCACCCAGUAGAUGUCAGCUUUGGUGAUAUUUUAGCAGCAAGGUGUGUGUUUAGUGGUGAAGGAAGAACUGAAGAAACACAUAUUGGAGGCACCUCCAGUGAUGAAAUGUGUAAUCUGUACAUCAUGUACUACAUGGAAGCCAAGCAUGCGGUCUCUUUCAUGACAUGCACACAGAAUGUAGACCCAGCGAUGUUCGCCACCAUUCCAGCAGAGGCUAAUAUUCCCAUCCCAGUCAAAUCGGACCUGGUGAUGAUGCACGGACACCACAAAGAAACCGAGAACAAAGACCACCUUCCUUUAUUACAGCAGCCAAAACGAGAAGAAGAAGAAGUAUUAGAUCAGGGUGAUUUCUAUUCCCUCAUUUCCAAGCUCCUAGGAGAAAGGGAAGAUGUUGUUCAUGUGCAUAAGUAUAACCCUACAGAAAAGGCAGAAUCAGAUCUGGUAGCCGAAAUUGCUAAUGUAGUCCAAAAGAAGGACCUUGAUUGGUCUGGUACCAGAGAGGGAGCUGACCAUAAUGUGAGGGGCAAUGCUAUUCUUGUCAGAGACAGAAUUCACAAGUUCCACAGACUAGAAUCUACCUUGAAACCACCAGACAACAAACAUUUCUCAUUACAACAGCCCCCACAAGACGAGGGCACCCAGGAAACAGAGCACACAGGAGACUUCCAUGUGGAAGAGGCACUGGAUUGGCCCGGCGUGUACCUCCUCCCAGGACAGGUUUCUGGAGUGGCCCUUGACUCCGAUGGCAACCUGGUUAUUUUCCAUAGAGGUGAUCACAUUUGGGAUGGCAACUCGUUUGACAGCAAAUUUGUUUACCAACAAAGAGGGCUUGGACCAAUUGAAGAGGAUACUAUUCUUGUGAUAGACCCAAAUAAUGCUGCAGUGCUUCAGUCAACUGGGAAAAAUCUGUUUUACUUGCCACAUGGCUUGAGUAUAGAUACAGAUGGAAAUUACUGGGUCACAGACGUAGCUCUUCAUCAGGUGUUCAAACUAGACCCAAGGAACAAAGGGAGCCCUCUGCUAAUUUUGGGAAGAAGCAUGCAGCCAGGCAGUGACAAGAGUCACUUCUGUCAACCCACCGAUGUGGCUGUGGAUCCAGUGACUGGCACCAUCUAUGUGUCUGACGGCUACUGCAAUAGUCGGAUUGUCCAGUUCUCCAAGGACGGAGUGUUUAUGUCGCAGUGGGGAGAAGAGUCUUCAGGGGACAAUCCUAAACCAGGCCAGUUCCAAGUUCCUCACAGCUUGACCCUUGUGCCUCAUUUUGGCCAAUUAUGUGUGGCCGAUCGAGAAAACGGUCGUAUUCAGUGCUUUAAAACAGAAACCAAAGAAUUUGUACGAGAGAUCAAGCAUACAGCAUUUGGGAGAAAUGUAUUUGCAAUUUCAUAUACACCAGGUUUGCUCUUUGCAGUGAAUGGAAAACCUCAGCUUGGGGAUAAACAACCCCUGCAAGGAUUUGUAAUGAACUUUACCAGUGGGGAGAUUUUAGAUACCUUCACUCCGGUGAGAAAGCGCUUCGACAUGCCCCACGACCUGGUGGCCUCCGAAGACGGGACGGUGUAUGUGGGAGACGCUCACGCCGACACCGUGUGGAAGUUCACCACGGCCGAAAAGAUGGAGCAUCGAUCAGUUAAAAAGGCUGGCAUCGAGGUACACGAAGUCAAAGAAACAGAGACAGUUGUUGAAACCAAAGUGGAAAGCAAACCCCCAUCACCCGAGCUGCUGAAGAUGCAGGAGAAACAGAAAUUGGUCAAAGAGACAGGCUCUGGAGUUUCCUUUGUUCUUAUUACCACCCUUCUCGUUAUUCCAAUUGUUGUCCUGCUGGCUAUUGCUGUCUUUAUUUGGUGGAAGAAAACAAGGGCCUAUGGAGCUGAUUCGGAACACAAGCUUGAGACAAGUUCAGGAAGAAUACUAGGAAGACUGAGAGGAAAGGGCAGUGGAGGUCUAAACCUGGGGAACUUCUUUGCCAAUCGCAAGGGUUACAGUCGAAAAGGGUUCGAUCGACUGAGCACCGAAGGGAGUGACCAAGAAAAAGAUGACGAAGGCUCAGACUCCGAAGAAGAAUACUCAGCACCUCCACCCCGACCAGCUUCAGUCUCUUCCUUAAACUAAGCCUUGGCUUUCUUUGUUGUACCAUUUUACCAAGACUUCCUUUAAGCUCUUUCGCACGUUUAAAUUUUUGUGUAUUUAAUUGUAAACUGCACUAGUCUGUGUGGGACUGUACACUUUGGGUUUCUUCCUUUGGGUUGAGUUUGCUUUUUUUUUCCCAAGUGGAGGAGUGUCCUGAAAGUUCCUAAUAGUGCCAUUACCCUUGUGUAAUCACCUACAAAGGAGAAAGAGGGCUGCGCUCUUUUUCCAUCAUCACCCUACUAUUUUAAAGGAUAGAGUGUUGGCUCAGUUACAGUUUGGAACUUUUCUCUCUGUGGAAAUGAUCCCAUUAUCUGCUUUCACCCAGUAUUUGCCCAAUAGCUCUUCCAUUGCCAAUUGCUUUCUUUGGUGCCUUUCCUAUCCAGCUCCCAACCUACAGCAGUACCGAAAACCUACAUGCUACAGGAAGAGAAAGCUGCUAAAUCGCCUUCUAUUUUUUUAAAAUCACUAACAUUAUAUUGCAAUGAGGGGGAAAUAGUCUCUAUUUAAACAAAGAGUUUGCUUUGGUUUUUACUUUUCUUCCGUUGGUGUGUUUCUGGGAUGUCUUAUUUUUAGAUGGUGACACUGUUAGAAGCUAUUUUCAGAAUCUGAAUGUAAUUUGUGUAAUAAAGUGUUCUCAGAGCA
Monodelphis domestica (gray short-tailed opossum) is the source of this 5087-nucleotide messenger RNA. It is a transcript of the gene PAM, whose product is annotated as peptidylglycine alpha-amidating monooxygenase. Lineage: Eukaryota; Metazoa; Chordata; Mammalia; Didelphimorphia; Didelphidae. Gene Ontology annotation, molecular function: peptidylglycine monooxygenase activity; protein binding; copper ion binding. The record is from RefSeq and is a predicted model, not a curated record. Gene Ontology annotation, biological process: peptide metabolic process. Gene Ontology annotation, cellular component: extracellular region; membrane.